Suillus subaureus is the source of this 1038-nucleotide messenger RNA. Its product is annotated as WD40-repeat-containing domain protein. Gene Ontology annotation, molecular function: protein binding. The transcript has 6 exons. The coding region runs from base 1 to 1038 and encodes 345 amino acids. The record is from RefSeq and is a predicted model, not a curated record. Lineage: Eukaryota; Fungi; Basidiomycota; Agaricomycetes; Boletales; Suillaceae.
AUGAUUGCAACAGGUGGGAACGAUGCUUCAGUGAAACUCUGGGAAGUCAAGACAGGCGAAUUGCUCAAAACACUCGAGGGAAAUAUGCUUGGAGUUGCUUGGUCUUCGGACGUCAACACGCUUAUCUCCGGGUCACUUAACUAUGAUAAUGACUCGAUUAGAAAAUUCGACACCGCCACUGGGACACAAACCGCUGUGCUCGAAGGACAUCAACAUCUUGUUAAAGCCCUUUCAUUAUCUCCCAAUAACCGUAUCCUUGCGAGCGCAUCAUCUGACAAGACGACACGACUUUGGAACAUUGAAACCAAUCAACCUAUUGGACUACCUCUCCUCCAUGAAAAAGCAGUGAGAUCUGCGGCCUUUUCUCCUGAUGGAAAGCUGCUGGCCACUGUCUGCGAUGACCAUCACAUAUACACAUGGGAUGUCGCUGCUAUCGUCAGGGAAGCUGGCCUCGGUAAACUUCUGACCGCCUCUGCCCCAAAGGUUGGCGAAAAGUCAAUCUUAGAGACGGACGCUACACAACGUCGAAGUCAGAAAAUCACGGAUGCGCAUCGAUUACCGCCAGAUUUUUUCAAUGGUGCACAUGUUGGCCCUUCUACGACGCGUCGUCCCCCUCCCCGUCAUGGCCGUGGCAGCCGUACAACACCCUCAUCAUCAGGUACCCUCCUUGGUCGGCUUUCCUCCAUAUUCCCCCGUUUUCACCACACCACACCGAGUGUCAUUGAUGUGCCUACCGUCCAGGACAGAAAGGCCUUGUAUGUCUCCCCACCGCGCCAGAAAAAGCCACUCUUGCAAGGUACCCACAUUCAAGGUCAACAGCAACAACAAGGCCAAUCCCAUGGCCAGGCAUCAUCGUCUCGUCCCCCGGUGACCUCUGCUACUGCAAUAUCUACGACAUCUGCAGCUGCUGGUGCAACUCCUGCGUCUACAACUGCAACACCGUCGCGUCCUGCUGCCGCCAACAACCUCAGCCUGUGGACUCGCAUAGUGCUCUGCAUCUGCUGCGUCUCUGUUGACUAUACUAAUGGCCCUCAAUGA